Botrytis sinoallii is the source of this 540-nucleotide messenger RNA. RefSeq lists its product as uncharacterized. The coding region runs from base 1 to 540 and encodes 179 amino acids. Lineage: Eukaryota; Fungi; Ascomycota; Leotiomycetes; Helotiales; Sclerotiniaceae. The transcript is spliced from 2 exons. The record is from RefSeq and is a predicted model, not a curated record.
AUGAAACCACCUUGGCCUAUAAUUGAUGGCAGUGCAUUGUACCCUCUCACCCUCCAAACUCCCAUCCCAGAUCCCCUCUCCAUUUCCUCUCCCAACCCUCUACUACCUCUCUCCCUCUCCUUCCUCUCCAUCCCACCCCCCACAUCCAAAUCUCUCAACCUCUCCACCCCCCUCCCAUACCCAGGAAAGAAUCCCAAAUUCUCCGCCUUGAACCAACUCGGCCAAUCACUCAACCCAAUCAACCCAAGUUCAAAUCUUGUUCUGGGCAUCUCAUGUUUAUACCGACAAUUCUCUGCCCACUUGCAUCUUCUAUUAUGUGUACACCAAUGUCGACAUGUUUGCUGUUGUCCUUGUUGCUGUAUUUCUAGUGUCGAUGUGGCAUUGCGCAAAGGGGCGUGGAUUGAUGUUGACAGGCCCGGUGAGGAGUGUGAUUUUAUGGAUAGAUUUUUGGUAUUUGUGGCUGUGGUCAACGCGGAGGAUCGGAUGGGUAGCACAAGAGGACUGGAAACUGCAGUAUCGGAUCUGAUUUGGACAAAUUAG